CUAUUCCCUUCAUUUCUUUUCAUCUGUUUAAUCAUUCUAUCUGAAAUUUAAAUUAGGUCUUGUACUUUCUUGUUGAUUGUUCUAUCUAAAAUUGGAAAGUGUGGACUUGCUCCGCCAAGUUUGAUGGUGUUUCUGUAAUUUUAUAUGCUAAACAGUGAGUUAUGCUGGAAUGGUAUCAUAUUUCUGCUACUAGUUUUGCUUGUCUACUACCAUAGCUCUACAUCAACAAUCGAAUGGCAUUAAUUUCUGAUUCGCUGACUAGCUUUACAGGUAUCACAUUUCCGAAAGCACUAUUUCCUACACAGAAGUUAAUUGGGAACAAAUCAAUAUAUUACAGAAAAAGCUGGCUGGUUUUUGAAAAGAUUUCUAGAACAAGGCCUCAGUAUUUCGUUAGAGAAGGUUAUGGUGCCAAACAUGCUAUUUCAGUAGGAAGAGGAAACCACGAGCUUAGUUUUAAUAAUGAUGUCAAGGAACCCUUUUGGUUAGCACCUACAAAGGGCUUUACCAGGGGUUUAAAAUCUUUGUUUGCCUUCCUUGCGGAGCAACCGAGCCAGCUGAAGUACAUAGAGUGGCCAGGUUUCCAGAAUACGGUGAAGACUGCUAGCCUGACUCUUGUUCUUGUGGCAAUGCUUAUUGUUGUGUUAUCCUCUGCUGAUUCUGGCCUCUGGUAUCUGCUUGUCAAGAUUCUAAGGAGACCUGCAUGAUUUUAUUCCAAACACUAGUUGCAGAUGGUAAUGGUGCUGCUGCUGCUGCUGCUGUUGUUGUUGCUGGCUUGUCAAUGAUGAAUUUUGUUCGUGUAACACUUACUACCGACAUUGAAUCCUCAAAUUUAAGUUGAAAUUUUUUUAGAAUAACCUGCUAGGAAUGAUUAAUGUGUAUCCAGAAGACAUAACUUUUUUACAAGGAUAAUGAAGAUUGUUUUUUUGUCUA
Molecule: messenger RNA, 930 nt
Organism: Cynara cardunculus var. scolymus (artichoke)
Lineage: Eukaryota; Viridiplantae; Streptophyta; Magnoliopsida; Asterales; Asteraceae
Exons: 6
Coding region: 234-704 (156 amino acids)
Biological process (GO): protein targeting
Cellular component (GO): membrane
Source: RefSeq, a predicted model, not a curated record